Seminavis robusta is the source of this 630-nucleotide messenger RNA. The record is from the annotation of a GenBank genome assembly. Lineage: Eukaryota; Bacillariophyta; Bacillariophyceae; Naviculales; Naviculaceae.
AUGUGGCUCCAUAUCGCCUUGAUUGCUGCUGCUUUUGUGUGCUCUCGGCAGCUUGGUGCUGAUGCAUUCCAGCUGCCUGCCAAAGGACCAAAGACUUCCAAGGUGGUGUUACCGGUACAUGUAUGUGGACAAGAGGAUGUUCUUGCUACCAAUAGUAGACGGGUCUUCUUGGCCACUUCGUCUCUCGUGGGCUUGACAGGACUCGUGUUGCCUCAACCGGCUCUUGCCGAUGAUGAUGACAUCAACAACGAUUUCAUCCAAGCGCUUAAAGCUCGAUCAGAUGCCAACCGCGACAAGUACAAUCAGGAGGCUCGCACAGGCACAAAGUUGGAUAACAAUCAAUUUUCAGGCCAAUACAAACGGCCAAAGUAUGUUAGUGUGCGCCGGGUUGAUGGAACUUUCAAAAUGAUUCCUCCCGAAGCGCUAGAGGAUCUUUUGGCCAAAGGGAUUGUCAUUGAAGACUAUGAUACCGUGACAAACAAGGUUGGAGUGGUCAAACCGGAUUACAGAAAGGGCAAGAUAGUGCAAUUCCCCAAUGCUGAAGCCGAAGCAAAGUUAGACAAGUUGGCCUCCCGUGCUCCUGCUCAAAAAGUCACGGUGCCUCCACCCUCCUCUUCGGAGACCGAAUGA